Molecule: messenger RNA, 477 nt
Organism: Rhodamnia argentea
Lineage: Eukaryota; Viridiplantae; Streptophyta; Magnoliopsida; Myrtales; Myrtaceae
Exons: 2
Coding region: 1-477 (158 amino acids)
Source: RefSeq, a predicted model, not a curated record
AUGUCCGUUUCAUCAGUUAAAGACACUCUGUCUGUGUUUGGGAUUGGGUCCUGCCUAAUCCUGUUCAAGAUUGCAGUGAUCCCAUACACAUCGACCUUCCUCAUCUCCACUGUCCCCAGCUUCUGGAGCUCCAUCAAGGCCUUCCUGUCCCCACCUUACAUGUACAUCCUCCUCAAUUUCAUUAUCGCCGCCAUUUUCGCUUCUUCCACCUUCCACCACCCGAGCCAGAUCAUCAAACCUGUGAAAAAAGGCUCUCCUCUGAAUCUGAACUUUGGUUUCAAAAGUGGAGAAGAUGAAGCAGCAGUCUUUGAGGUCACUGUUGCGCAAGGAGAAGCCGCCAAAGAGUCUCGUCUUCAAGAUCAAGAAUGGAAAAAUGUCGCCUUUACUCAAAAUCAAGAAGAAGAAGAAGAAGUGGUCAAGCCAAUGGUGGCAGCGGCGGCUUCUGUUGACAAGAACCAAUGUGAUCAUGAACUUUAG